Molecule: messenger RNA, 1169 nt
Organism: Periconia digitata
Lineage: Eukaryota; Fungi; Ascomycota; Dothideomycetes; Pleosporales; Periconiaceae
Source: the annotation of a GenBank genome assembly
CUGUUCCACCUGAGUGUGUUGUACAUGUUCACAUCUACGAGCUUGUUUUUCUCUUGUUCCAGUAUCUUCAGGGUAACAGAUUUGUUCGAGGCUGCAGGAUGGCGGGAUCCGGACUCCAGCCGUUGAAUUUUUUCUUGAUUCUGUUUCCUUUCCUCCUUUCUUUGGCUGUUGUUACAGUGCGGAUGACGAAGAAGAUCAUUCAGACACACUCACUCGCAAUUGAGGACUGGUUGAUUGUGAUCGCUGAAGUGUUACUCGCGGCACUCACAGCCGGCGUCUGGAAGAUUGUGCUGGUAUCUUACUCCGGAUACCAUGCUGCUGACAUUCCGAAGGGGGCUGUCGACAUUAAGGAGGUGCUCCUAUGGCGGUUCAUCAACAACGUCAUGUACAAUCCGAUUCUGGGGCUCGUCAAGAUCUCCUUUUGUAUAACGCUACUCAAGCUACGCUCGCCAAAGAUGUGGGCGAAGAUAUCGCUGUGGUUCCUGAUCGGAGUCAAUGCGGCCUUCAUCAUUGCUGCCACUGUUGGGCACAUCUUCUCGUGCAACCCAAUCGAGAAGGCAUGGGACAAAACGGUACCGGGCAAAUGCAUAGAAAGGAAACCAUACAUCUAUGGUGUCAUUGGUACGACUAUCGGUACUGAUGUAUUGGUUACACUGAUUCCAGCCGCGCUCCUACACGACUUUCACAUGUCACGCCGCAGCAAGAUCAGCGUCAUUAUAUUCCUAUCCCUUCCUCUCGCCGUCACCGCCAUCGCUAUCUACCGCCUGCAGAAUUUCGUCGUUGUGCUCAACUUGCCACCGGGCCAGGUCGAAAACCCUUACAAUGUGCGCAACUCGCUGUCGAACAUCGAGUCCAAUCUGGGGGUACUGGCUGCUUGUGGUCCAACCAUAAAGUGGAUACUAGGCCGUAUAUUUCCGUGCUUUGAGACUGGUUCAACGCGUCCAUCGAAACAAUACAACUACGCAACCAGCAAGCCGAGUCGCCUGCAUCCAUCAAAUCAUGGUUACCAGAAGAGCGAAGACAUUGAGCUCACGAUGACGCCGAAGGACUAUGGGCAUACAACUGCAUAUGGAAAAGCAGGCAGAGAUGAUGAUGCUCGCAGUGACGAGCAAGUCAUCAUCAAGGGCGGUGUGCAUAAGACAGUGACGGUGGAAUGGAGUACUAGAUGA